CGCGAUUUUCCUCUCCAGCUGCUGCGGCGAUGAGGGAAGAUCGCGGGGAGAAACCCAAAAUUCACAGUGUUAAAUCCUCCACUGAAUCAUACUAUCGGACGGUAACGAAAACAACAGGCACAGGCACUUCCUCUUACCUUUGGAUGAAUACGUCAAGUUCAGAGGCAUAGGAAUACAGUUUGGGGCCGUUAAGAACUGUACACUACCCAGAGGAGAAUCCCAUAAAAAUCACUUGUCCACACACACUGAGUAAUGUGUUGAGAAAACGCCUAUGCAGGUGGAUCCCUCACCAAUGAAUGUAGGGGAUGGAGGGACGGUGAGCAGAGAGAGCGGUGCCCCUACCCAGGUGUCUGAGAGCAUGGUGGGGAAUCCACAGCAGACACUGCCUCUUGAACUUAGAGGUGACAUACCUCAAAGUCAGCAGAACAAGCUGAGGGCGACCACAGACUGCAAAACGCCCGACGUCUGCUCAGAAGCCAGCAAUUCAAAUCAUUGUCCCCCAGUUCCCCCCUCCCAACCUCUCAGCAAUGUGUUCAGCACUGAUCCUGUGAGCACACCAUUGCCCGAUCGGACCGAGGUUCCCAAAAGCAAGAUUGACAGUGCUGGCAUCUACUCCACUCACCAGUGGCCUUGUGGAAAAAAGGUCACAGCAGAGGACCCUGUGAACUCUGUUCACUCUAGUAUAAACCUAAACAAGAAGACUAACGCACCAGCACCAACCCAGCCUGUGAUAAGCGUUCCUCUGGGGUUCCAGUGCUCCACACUGUUUAAACCCGGGCAGCCUGUUGCUUUCCUUCCCCCCUCCAAUUUUUCUUCUCCUCUCUGUAAGAUCACAUUGCCACCAGGGUUAGGUCAGAUUGCAGCACUGAGAGAAGCCACUGCUAGCCAGUUUCAAAAGGACUGCACAGCACAAAGCUCUUGUUCAAGUGUGACACCUAUGAUCAAAACAUACACGUAUAAUUUUUCUGUGGGGAGAGGACCUGGUGCUGAUAAGCCUCAGUCUUCAGGAUCCAAAGUCAGGUGUGACUCUCUGUCCAAGGGCUUUCAAGGUGGGGCUGAGCAUAAAGCCACAAUGUCUUCUGUAGCAACCCCAGCUCUAGCCGUUCCAGUACAGCAAGCCACGCAGGGCUCGGCUCCACCAUCCCGGUACACCAUCUCUCCCAAUGCUGCCAUCUGCUGCAGCCCGGCUCUGGCGAAUAUCACCACUCAAAAUCAGCUGCUUAGCCUUGUAGAAAGAGGUUCAACGUACCGAGGUCCAGAAAAAACCUCGUUAACAUUUCUGAAACCAAAAACUCUGUCCACUCCAGAGGAUCACAAUGUUACCUGCCCCGUUGAGUCCAGGGACGUGCCCCUUGAUCUGUCUGCAAAGUCCAAGCGACAAAAAAGCAUUAAAGAGGCUCAGAAUAGCCCAUUAGUGGCCACGGAACGUCAUUCUGCUGAGUCUCAGAAAAAUGUUGCUGGUUCAAAAAAGGUUCACUCUGCCUCUUUUGGAUCAUCCAGUACAUAUGACACCCAAAGAAAUGGUGCAACUCAGAAAUCAUCUUCAAAACUAACUAAUCACCAUGCUUUGGAACCCAACGCAUCGUGGGCCAAAGGCUCAUCUCCUAGUUCCUUGAAUAAUCUCCCUGGUACAUAUGUAGGUGUGGCAAGCCCCAUUCUAGCAUCUACUUUACGCAGCAAAGAUGGAAAAAGUGCUGCUUUUGUUGAGGAUCUUCAGACAUUUGCCAAACAGGAAACCAUCUCCAUCAUUGACCAAGGAGAGCAGCCGGUCUGUAGAGAGAGGCAAGCGCCAUUUGCUGUUAAAUGUGCCCAACAUAAUAAAGGUGGAAAGCUCUUGACAGGUACUCAACAAGGUUUUUUAUCCACCCAAUUAUGUGCUACAUCAAAUUCACAGCCCCACCGGAAAUCUGUUGGUGGAAAGGGAGGCUCCCUGUUUACACCUCCAGUUAAAUCCAUGUGGCAACCACCCUGUGUUCUUUCUCAAGGAACAUCCCUGCAGAAGAGACCAAGUCCGACUCAAGCCCCAAAGACGAAGAGCACCCUCGGUUGUGAGAGAGCCCUGUUCCAUAACUCCCACUUAAGUCCAACUAAAGUAGAGGAUGAAAAGUGGGAGAAGGCCAAAUCCCCCCUGUCUAACCUGGAGUCGAUAGUGAAGCAGAAAACUCUCGAGACCACUGCACUUACUGGUGAGAACUACUGUAAUUCUGUGGGAUCCAAGAGGCCUGAGGUAGCCAGCGUGCAGAACAGGUGUCAUGAGUCCACGUUGCAGCAGACCCUUACCACUGGUUCUUCCCUGUUCAGGGCCAUAGAAGGACAGGUCAUCAAGUCAGAUAGAACCUCUCCACAAACGGACAACAUAGCAGCUCUAAGCAGACCGGAGGUUUCUGUGCCCAAGGAUAAGGGACGAGAGAAACAGGCAAAACAGACAGAAAAUCUAGCAUCUGAUGGUAGACAAAAAAUGAAAUCUGGUACCCCUAGUAAAAGGAGUGCUCCCAGUGUUAAAGGAGAAUGGAAGGAAAGGAAAUUGGCUCAACGGUUAGAGAAUGAGACGGCAAAAGAGGAGAAGGCAUUAGAGAGGAAGCUUUCUUCUCAUGUUAAGGUUGAAGGGAUAGCCUUAUCCCUCCUUCAGAGCCAGACCAUAGAAGCAGAAGGAGAGGCAAAAAUUAAUGGAGCCAAAGAGGAGAUACCAUCCAAAGGAAAAGUAUCCGCCACCAAACAGAAGAACCUGAAAAAGCCUGCCAAGGAGAAGACACCUUCUGAAGUGCAAAAAAAGGCUAUGAGAGUUACUAAGAAGCAAAAAGAUAAAGACAGUCAAUCAGUCAAGCAAGGCCCCUCCCAUAAAAAGAAGAAAGAUGCGUUGCCUGGAGUUGGAAAUAGUGUGCUGAAAGAUGGAACAAGCUCAGCCCCUAAAGUAGGGGGAAAGACUCGCAAAGGGAAGAACUGUCCAGCUAAUAUGGAGCACUCCGACUCAAACAAAAUAGAUUUAGAGAACAGUCCAUGCAGAAGUCCUCAGGUUGACAGAGAUUCAAGCUCUCUCAGCAGUCCGAGCUGGCCUAGUAAGGAAUCAGAUUCCCAGGAGGAGGCCUCUCCGCGGCUGAGACGAGGGCGCAGACGGACUGAUGAAGCGUUGCUCCGAGACUGGAGCUUCGCUACUCCACCUACUCCUCCCCCUCUCGAUCCCCCCUCUACACCACCCCCUGUACCAGUCCGCCGGCCCCGCGGCAGGCCUCGAAUCAAUCCUCUGCCUGAGGAGGUGAAUGCGGACAAGGAUAGGCCCACUAAGCGUGGAGACACCUCUUCAAUAAAGAAAAGGAAACGCUGCAAGAAUCGUAAAUAUCAGAACGGGGAAUACAUCACAGAGAAAGAUAAGGUGGCAGAUGGAGAGGAGGAGAAGCUGGGCGUGGAAGACUGUGAGGCCACUAAUGAGAAGAUGGGUGUGUACCCUUGUCUCAGUGCCACACUGACCGGCGAAGUGCCCAGUCCAGACAUCAGUCCUAGGCGGACCCUGUUCACACGUUCGGGCUCGGCACGACCUCAAGAGAGUCCACCCGUCGCACAGCCUAACGACAAACCCUCAGGGAAGAGGAAGUUCAAAAGUAAACACUUAUGUGACACUGACAACCAGAAAAAGCUCAAGACUAAAAAAGGCAGCUUGGGUAAACGCACAGGGCUCCUCAUGUCAGGUGAGGAUGGUCCAGCCACCAAGAAAACCCCAACUACUCCUUAUGAUUUUCCCAAGCAUUCAAACUCACCACUGUCUGGUAAAAAAGGAACAGCCGGGAAAUCAGGAAUCCCUGAAUCUACUCCAAGCCGUCCAGUGCCUCCAGAAGUCCGUCGACUGAUUGUCAAUAAGAAUGCAGGAGAGACGCUGUUACAGAGAGCUGCUAGAUUAGGUUACCAGGAUGUAGUUUUAUAUUGCUUGGAAAAGGAUGUAAGAGAGGUGAACCGUCGUGACAACGCGGGUUACACGGCACUACAUGAGGCCUGUGCACGUGGCUGGACGCACAUCGUACAGGUGCUGCUGAAACAUGGAGCAGAUGUUAACUGCAGUGCACAGGAUGGAACACGCCCAAUUCAUGAUGCAGUAGCAUCUGAUAAUCUGGCUGCCGUCUGGAUGCUGUUAAAUCAUGGGGCAGAUCCCACACUGGCAACCUACUCUGGUCAGUCUGCAAUUAAACUAGCCCAGAGUCCCGGGAUGAAAACUUUCCUCAAAGAGUAUUUCACUGAUUUAGAGGGACGAACAGACCAAGAUCCUAGUCUUCAGUGGGAUUUCUACAGUAGCUCUGUAUUUGAGACAGAACAGGAACCUUGCUGGGACUUCCUGUUGUCUCAGGCCGAGGAAGAAGGCGAGGACAAUUUGAGUGAGCAGGUGAAGGAGAGAGACACCGAUACAGACUGUCUUCUGUUUGAGUUCUCCUCCGAGCCGCUCCUACCCUGCUACCAUGUCCAAGUAUCACUAAUGCAGGGGUUUUGUAACUGGUUCUUGCUGGCAGACGUGCUGAAGCGGCUAAAGAUGUCAGCGCGUAUUUUCCGGGCUCGGUACCCUCAGUUUGAGGUGGCGAGCAUCGCUCAGGCAGAGCUGUGGAAGCAGAUCUCUGUCAGUCAAACCUGCAUCGCUCCAGAUGAGCUCCAACCAGACGAUGAAGACAGGGAGGAGAAGGUGGAGCUGGUGCGCUGUGUACCAGAGUUACAGGGACUGCUAGGCUCCUCCAUACAGCUCCUCCAAGAAGACAAGGAUGACAAGUCAGGGCCCAAUGCCAGACCUUGCAGUCGAUAGUGACUCCUGCCCUACAUCUCCUGCUCUGCAGCCAUGGAGCAGCGAGGUGCCGUCCACAGUCGUGCACGGGUCCUUGCCAUUGCAUCCGAUGGCCUGUUACUAGUACCAGCACUUUGUAUGUUCAGAAUCAGCCAGAAAGGUCCUAUAUCCUCACAGACACUCUUCUCACAGACCCCCUGAGUAAUGAAAGGGGCCCUAGGGAGCGACUUUGCCAUGCCUUUAGCCCAGGGAGAAAGGCUGGGGACGGACUCCACUGGGGAGCAACUUUCAGGUUCCUUCUGUAGGGUUUUGUUUUUUCACUCUUCAAUAAUUCUUUUUUUUAAUUUUUUUUUAUAAACCUAUAAGUAAAUAUAUAUGUAUAUCUUGACAUCAGGGUGAACGCAUCUGGUUGUAACUUAUCCUUAACAUGUUUUAUGUUUGUUCGUUAUUGACGGUCCUUUAGAAGAAGUGGUAAUCCAAGUCUUUUUUUAUCUUGGUAAACUAAAUGUGUGUAGCUAAGAGGCUUACGUCAAGCUAACAGUGGCAGGAAUGCCUUUGGGCCAGAUGGUUCCUGUGUAAACCAUCGAGCCUCUGUCAGAUCCCAGAAGCCCCCUAACCUACAGCAUAUGUUCCUCACCCCGGCCCUCCUUUCCUCCGCACCACUGCGGCUCUGCCAGAAACAUUACACCUUCCCUUUAUUUAAUUUGUAUCGUAGCAUGCACGGGAUGUGUUCCUGUGGCAUCUGACGUUGCUUCGUUUUUGCUUUGGUUGAUGAGCUGUUGGUUUUAUCCACUGGUAGAAUUUUUAAGAUAUUAGGAGGUAUCGGCCGAUAUCAACCAUUUAAGUGGUAAACAAAAAACAACAAGCCUGUGGAGUGUUUUUUUUUUUUUAAGGUUUUUCUAGGGCCAUUUUUCUAGAUUUCGUCUUGAACUGCUUUCCAGUGCUCAAGGAGAAGGGGUCGUCUCCCAGUUUUUCCUGGUGUACCAGAUUUCAGCGUGCUUUGUGGCGCGUGGUGUGUUUUAUUUACACUGAUUGUUGUUUGUGCUUAAUUUAAUAGUUAUUAAUAUAUUUGACCUUUUUUGUGUGUAUCAGAAAAUGAUGUAUGAAAAUUGCUUUGUAUCGGUUGGUGCUUUAUUUGACAAUGUACAUAUAAUGAUCCCUUUAUCCUGAGGUUGUUUUGUUUUCCCACAAUGCGAACAGUAUUUUAACAGGCUAAAGUACAGUUUUAUUGUACUGGUGCUAAGCUAGAUUUUGUGUUGACAAUCAAUGAAGUUUUGUUUGAACUGAAACCAAUAAAUAUUUAAAUGAAGAGAGAGAUGUAAAGAUAGAGUUUAGUUUCACUACUUACGGAAAUACAGCGAGACAUGAAGAAAGUAUUUGGUUUUGACUGAAGAAGGCAUAUUGCUUCAGUGAUCUCUUUUCAAAGAGCAGAGCUGUUUAUUUGAUUCUUUUUAAAAGAAAUCAACCAGAAUAAAGCAUGAUUGUCAAGUGUUGUUUGUGAUCUGCAGUGUGUUUGUAGCAUUGGUUGAGGUGAAAUCUCCACACUUAGC
Sinocyclocheilus anshuiensis is the source of this 6306-nucleotide messenger RNA. Its product is annotated as BCL-6 corepressor-like protein 1. NCBI's taxonomy places the organism in Eukaryota, Metazoa, Chordata, Actinopteri, Cypriniformes, Cyprinidae. The coding region runs from base 272 to 4777 and encodes 1501 amino acids. The transcript is spliced from 12 exons. The record is from RefSeq and is a predicted model, not a curated record. Gene Ontology annotation, cellular component: nucleus. Gene Ontology annotation, biological process: negative regulation of transcription by RNA polymerase II. Gene Ontology annotation, molecular function: protein binding; transcription corepressor activity.